Molecule: messenger RNA, 1335 nt
Organism: Oxyura jamaicensis (ruddy duck)
Lineage: Eukaryota; Metazoa; Chordata; Aves; Anseriformes; Anatidae
Gene: CCNJL
Product: cyclin J like
Exons: 5
Coding region: 137-1324 (395 amino acids)
Biological process (GO): mitotic cell cycle phase transition; regulation of cyclin-dependent protein serine/threonine kinase activity
Cellular component (GO): nucleus; cyclin-dependent protein kinase holoenzyme complex; cytoplasm
Molecular function (GO): cyclin-dependent protein serine/threonine kinase regulator activity
Source: RefSeq, a predicted model, not a curated record
CUCCCGGCCCGCGGGUGGCUUGGGGGAGCCACAGCGGCACCGGGAGGGGAAAGAGCCGGCGGAAAGAGCGGAAAGAGGCCGGUUUGUUCCCCCUGCCGGCAGAGCGCCCCCGAGCCUCCUCCGAACCUUUGGCUGGAUGGGAAGAACGAGGAUGGAGGAGCGGUGGUGGAAAGGGGAGCUGGCGGUAGACAUCCAUCAGACCCUGAGGACGAAGGAACUUAACCUACCUUUGUAUAAGGCGCAUUCACCACAGAUUGGGAUGCGCCGGUACUUCAUUGAUCUUUUGACCGUCCUCAGCAACCGUUGCAGCCUCUGCCCUACAGCCCGGCAUCUUGCUGUCUAUUUACUGGACCUCUUCAUGGAUCGCUACAAUAUCAGUGUCAAGCAACUGUACAUCACUGCAUUUGCCUGUCUUCUCCUAGCAAGUAAAUUUGAAGAAAAAGAAGAUAAAGUUCCAAAGUUGGAGCACUUAAAUAACCUAGCAUGCAUGUGCAAUGCAAACGUGGUAUUGAAUAAGAAAGAUUUGCUUAGAAUGGAAAUGCUGCUUUUGGAAAACUUCAACUGGAAUCUGUGCCUACCCACGCCAGCACACUACAUUGACUAUUACCUCCACGUGUCCAUUGGCGAGAAUGACCUUUGCGAUGGCUGGCCAUCCAGCUCAGUGACAACAGUCAAAACUUUUAUGGAGAAAUAUGCAUAUUACUUCCUUGAUUUCUCAGUGCAAGAUCACACUUUCCUCCAUUUUCGUCCAUCUCUGAUUGCUGCAGCUUCUGUGUGUGCCUCACGGAUAUGUAUGCAGAUUUCUCCUGCCUGGACAACCCAGCUUGAAUUGCUAACGAGCUAUUCUUGGGAGCAUCUUGCCCAAUGCAUUGAAAUGAUGCUCAUAUAUUAUGAGAAUGACAAAGAAAUCAGUAACAUAAAGAAGCAAGUAACAAUCCAACACCAACAACAGGAAGGAAUGGAAAAUCUGAGCCAUCAAGCCACUACUCAAGUUCUAUUUCAGCAACCUAGUUACCACCCUUCAGCUCAGCAUUCAGCUACUCUUGCCCAGUUGCCAGUGCAAGAUUUGUGCUCUACUUACCUUGACUCCUUACAGGUGCACAGGCCUAGUGGUCUGCUUGCUGGGAGUGCUGACAGCUCAUUGCACUCCUACGCUGCUCUUCAGGCCAGCCUUCAGCCCUCUGCUCAGACUCUGCACGUCCAAAUGCCUCUUGCUAUGCAAGUGACCUUAGGAACAGAGCCCAGCCACUGCAGUUCCAUGGCUUGUGGUAGCAGUUAUUUCACUGGUUGUCACUCAUAUGCAGCUGGGUGUUUUGAUGGAUGAAUAUAUACUGG